Molecule: messenger RNA, 2341 nt
Organism: Wyeomyia smithii (pitcher-plant mosquito)
Lineage: Eukaryota; Metazoa; Arthropoda; Insecta; Diptera; Culicidae
Exons: 3
Coding region: 1544-2173 (209 amino acids)
Source: RefSeq, a predicted model, not a curated record
AGUGACACCGGUGUGGUAAACAAUGUGUGAUGCGAACAAGACCUAACUAAAAUCAUCCGGAGCUGCGCUCGGGUUCCCUCUGGCUGGCUGCUAAUGCCGGUCGAAGUGGAGAGGAGAGUAUCGAAAAAGGCGUGGCUAAUCGACUCUAUUAGUAUAAGUGUCGAUUUCGAACCAAUACAUGCUGAUGAGUUGUGGCUCACACGGAUUUUUAUCGGUUUGCCUUGUCAAGCAAGCACAGGCCAAGCAAGGUGAGUGCGGAAGAACACACACAGAGCGGGUGGAAAGGGGAAACCGAUUCUCCCGAUUUUUGGGAUCAUCAUAAAAACCGAUCGGUGAGCGCGCGCGAUUACACUCUCUAGCGCUCUCGCGAGUAACUCCGUGUCCGCUCGCACGCGCGUACGCGAGUGCACUUUCCUGAUGAUAUCCGCAGCAGUCCGCACAUGGUUCUCCCAGUGAGCGAGCAUAAAAACAACGACAUAAUGUGAUAUCAUAAUAAACGAAUCGAUGAAAGAGCUCACGCCACUCACGGCCGGCUUUGUUUACGGUUUUUCCUUUGAAUAAUUUGAGCAAGUGAGUGCUCGGAGCUCACUCACACUAUGUUUUGGUACUCUUUCCCACUUGCAUGCACAUUUCCAGGUGCUGCACUCGGUUCGAUUUGGGGAAUCGUGUUUGUGGAUGUAUUGGUGGAGCGCAAUUAAACGACGUGAUCAAUCAAACUUUGGGGACGAAUUGGCGAACACAUCACACCAGUUGGCCGUCCGUGUGUGGGGCUCGGUCGGGCUCGCGUGUGAGUGAAACAGUAGGAUGGCGAGUGUGAGUGAGGGUGAGCGAGCAGGGAAGUUGACGAACGCGAGCACUGUUCACGCUGCGGAUCAAUCGCGCGGAGCCCCAACGAGUCGAAGCGAGACGGGACGACGACGACAACGACGACGACGACGAUGGGGAGCAAAAUGAUAUCAAUAAUAAAAAUCACAACUCGCGUGCAUGUGUGGGGCUUGGUAGUACGAUGUGUCGUUGAGGGUUGACGAAGGGGAGGAGGGGUUCGAUUCGAUUUCUUUGUCGCGGGGAAUGAGGAGGAAGUUUCUACCAAGAAGCUGGCUGUAUUUGUGUUCGUUGAUGGUGGAUACACUCCGGAAGCAAUGGAAGGACGGAUUGGAGCACCAAACCAAAGAAGAAUGGUUCAGGGCGUCAAGACCGGAACGGCGAAGAAGUUUGCUUACACUGUUACGAGUACCUAAAUGUGUUUCUCACGGUUAAGUACAUUGGUGACCUUUCGUUACCGUAAUGUGCCAUAAGGUUUCCAAACCUUUUUGAGGAGAUACGAAGCUAUAAAAUGGGUGUUUCACCUAGCGGUUUCACGAAUGCAAUUACGAUGCACUUACCUAACCAGGCGUUGCUUAAUCAUGUAGAAAGUAGCAGAUUUUUACUACUUGUACCCCCUGUUAAUGGAAUUGGACACAUGCUUUUGCGUGAGCCCGGUAGUCUAAAGCCAUCUUGAACUGGUCCGACCAGUUAGUCUUUUAGUAGUUUAGGGUCUACUAAGAUGAUGCAGUUCACUUCGGUUGGUUGUGGUUUGGUACUGUUGGCCAAUCGAAUCCAUGGAUACAAUCCGCUUUUAGUCGAGCAUGAUUAUUCUGAGGAGAACUUCGGAUCGGAGGAGCUUGGCUUCGAUUUGGCUCACGAACAUGAUCAUCAUCAUUAUCACUACCACCAAACUCCGCCUCCUCCACGGGUUAAGAUCGUGAAACAAUUCAUCCCUGCGAGGCCACCGUCUUCACCUCUCGCGAUACAGAAGGUCGACCUUACGAAGAACUCACUGGCCAGCUCCGGUUCUGGACUAUCGCAUACUUUAACAGCGAUAGUUCUAGCCCUGACAGGACAACUAAUCGGAACGUUGGCCUUUCUUGUUGUGACGAAGCUGCUGCUCGGAAUAAAGGCCAUUCUUGUGACGAAUACCGUCAGCUUGGGGUUGAUACUCUGGAAACACCUGAAGAAGAUGAAGAGAAAGAAACACCGGAAGAUGCAUGGACACAAAGCCCAAAAGCAGAAGAAAAAGAAGCACAAGAAAAAAUGCUCCACCUGGAAAUUUGCAGCGGACUCGAUGACUAAAAAACAGAUCAAGCAGCUUUUGAAAUUGAUGGAAAAACGCCAAGAUAAAUCCGAAUGGUUUUAAGCUUAGCUUUAGGUUGGUUGGUAAUAAAAAUUGAUUAUUCUUAACUACAAAAUUCUCCUAAACCCUCGAUGACAGCCAUCCACGGUCGCCAUUUAUAACGCUCGAAAGAGAAUAAAAUUGCGAAUUUUGAUGCAAAUUCGCAUCGCAAACGGCGAAAGAAACUCGCUC